Molecule: messenger RNA, 2249 nt
Organism: Striga asiatica
Lineage: Eukaryota; Viridiplantae; Streptophyta; Magnoliopsida; Lamiales; Orobanchaceae
Source: the annotation of a GenBank genome assembly
AUGGCCAAUAGGAACAUGGCAUGGAAACUUUUCUUCUCCGAACCCUACAAUUCAGUCACAGGUCAGAUUAGGUUCUCCAUCUUCUCGAUCCCGCCUUUCCUUUUGCAUUUACUGGAUAAAAAAUUCAACGGCGUGAUGUUGGGUGUUCUAAGGCGGAAAGCGGCUGCAAGCGCCUCGUCUGCAACGGUUUACAAGAAAUCGUUGUCUAAACUCAAACCAACAGUAUCUACGCCACGGACAUGCUCAGCUGCUGCAGAAGAGAUCAUACCUUUCACAAGGGGUCUUGGCAAUGCUCGGUCGUUUUCUGCCAUGACUGGACGAACAAUCACAAGGGGUCUUGGCAAUGCUCGGUCUUUUUCUGCCAUGACUGGACGAACAAUGUCUCUGAUGCCAAAGAGGAAGUUUGUACACCCUGUUCAACAAGAUGUAAACUUGCAAAUUUGGAGCAGGCCAUUCAGUUCUGAUUCUGGUGAUAUUGUUGAAGCUGUUGUCCCUUUUAUGGGUGAAUCUAUAACUGAUGGCACGUUGGCUACAUUCCUGAAAAAACCUGGGGAUAGAGUAGCAGUUGAUGAGCCGAUUGCUCAGGUUGAAACAGAUAAGGUCACCAUUGAUGUCAAUAGUCCUGAAGCUGGAGUCAUCCAAAAGUUUAUAGCUAAUGAAGGAGACACUGUAGAGCCUGGUACCAAGGUUGCUAUCAUAUCAAGAUCUGGUGAAGGUGCAACACACGUUGCACCUUCUGAUGAAAAACCAUCUGGAAAAGCUCCUCAACCACCUUCUUCCACUGAAGAGAAAAAGGAGAAACCAGUGCCUAAAGUCGAUGCAAUCCCCGUCGUAGAGAAACCUAAAGGGACCCCUCCCCCUUCUCCAAAAACCUCAGCCACAGAACCCCAGCUGCCUCCUAAAGAAAGGGAAAGACGAGUGCCUAUGACAAGGCUUAGGAAAAGGGUUGCCACACGCUUGAAGGAUUCUCAGAACACAUUUGCAUUGCUGACAACAUUUAAUGAAGUUGACAUGACUAAUUUAAUGAAACUUCGCUCUGAUUACAAGGACACAUUUUUUGAAAAGCAUGGAGUGAAACUGGGACUGAUGUCUGGAUUCGUGAAGGCAGCCAUUAGUGCUCUACAGAAGCAGCCAAUAGUGAAUGCUGUUAUUGAUGGCGAUGACAUAAUUUACAGGGACUACGUAGACAUUAGCAUCGCUGGUCUUGUUGUUCCGGUUCUCCGUAAUGCUGAGAGGAUGAAUUUUGCCGAGGUUGAGAAGGAGAUCAACACCCUUGCUAAGAAGGCCAAUGAUGGCACUAUCUCCAUUGAUGAGAUGGCUGGGGGAACAUUUACCAUAUCUAAUGGUGGUGUUUAUGGAAGUCUUUUGAGUACUCCAAUCAUCAAUCCUCCCCAGUCCGCUAUACUAGGAAUGCACUCAAUCGUGAACCGGCCAAUGGUGGUUGGUGGUAACAUAGUUGCGAGACCCAUGAUGUACAUUGCUUUGACUUACGACCAUCGGCUGAUUGACGGCAGAGAGGCUGUGUUCUUCUUGAGAAGGAUCAAGGACGUGGUGGAAGAUCCUCGUAGGUUGCUCUUGGAUGUCUGAUAUUAUGCUCCAGCUGAAAAAUGGUAUGAUUAUGUUUUGCAUUUGGUUGAUAUGACUGAGUUUUUUGACGAGACCCCCUGAGAUUCAAGGGAGUUAGAAUAAAUGCACAAUAACUGAAAGUUUUGCGGAAUUUAUUUUUCGGCCUUCCUCUUUGGGGCUGCAAGUCAUGUUUCCUUCCUCUUGUGUUCGGCUUUGGAAUGAGAUUGUUUGAACACAACAACCAAACUAUUUGAUUUUCCUUUCCAGAACAUGUAAUUUUUUCUAGCGUGACUGCUUUGGAUUACUCGAAGAAAGAUUUACGUGUUUCAUUCCAGUGCAUUCUUCAUAUUUUUCUCUUCUAAAUAGACGUACUUGCAUUGCUGAGUGCGUGAACUUACACAUGUAGUUUUUGUAAGAAUACGUAUGGAGUUACCAAUCAGAUGUACCCGAAAAACUAUGCCUAACUAAUUGUUUUCUAUGUAUGGUAAUUUAAAUAACUACAGUUAUGGAUCAAAUGCAAAUAUUGGUUGCCCUCUAAGGUCGACUUAACCAUCAAACCCCUUAGAGCAUCUCCAAUGGUGAAAAUGGAAGUACUCUAAAUUGAUGACUUUCUGUCCACGUGGAUUGAAUGGAGUUUCAUGUUUCAUAAAUAACUCUCUGAUGGUGUAUUUCUAAAUGNUUUA